GAGAUGCCGUGCUUCAAGCUGGGCGCCGACAGCAGCGGCCCUUUCUCGCCGCUUCGUCGCGGUGCCGAGCGCCUGUGGCUGGGCCGAACGCCGACCCUGCUGGCGUGGCCCAAGCGAUGCGUGCUCGUCUCCAUGGUGUUCGUCGGCUUCUCGCUGGCCGCCGGAAUCCGCAGGUCCUUCGUGGAGGCCGCUUACAGCCUGCAGAGGGAAUCCCAUUGGAAGAUGUUCAACAACGACACGUCCAGCGGGAACUGGACGACAGACUUCAUCCGUUCCUUCCAGUCGUCCUUCACGUGGGGUCUCUUCAUCGGUCACGUGAUAGGAUCGGCGCUCUCGUACAAGUACCACGCUAACAGCGUUUUUGCAGCCGCCAUACUGCUGGACUCAUCGCUGCACCUUGUUGUCGCUGGAGUGAUGCAAGUGCACCAGAUAUUCCUCGUGUCCCUGCUGUUCCUGCAAGGAGUCGCAGACGGUCUGACGUUCCCGGCGUUCUUCAGCUUACUGAGGUACUGGGCACCACCUUUGGAAAGGACGCGGAUGUUCGCAGCUGGUUACGCCGGUCUUCAUUUCGGCAGCUUACUUAGCUUUCAAAUAUUCUCCAUAUUCGAGAGUCUCUUCAGUUCUACAGCGGGGCUCUACUUCUAUGGCAUGCUAGGUAUCCUCUGGGUGUUGCCAUGGUUCCUCCUCAUAUCCGAAACACCAUCUAAGCAUCCGGGGGUGUCGACGAGGGAAAAGAUCUACAUCAUCGACUCGCUUCAGACACAGGAGCACAUUCCUUUCUCGUGGUACAAAAGUGCUCGGCGCAACACUGGCCCAAGGUCACUAGCCAACCUGUCCGACGUUGGAAACAGGUCGGCCGACGACGUCUGCCCACGUAUGGGGAUUGACACUGGCUUCACGUUGGCCGAUGUUAUGUCCACCGACGUAGGGCCGACUUCAUUGGAUGACCUGGUCGAGUGCCAGCCUCCGUAG
Molecule: messenger RNA, 972 nt
Organism: Rhipicephalus microplus (southern cattle tick)
Lineage: Eukaryota; Metazoa; Arthropoda; Arachnida; Ixodida; Ixodidae
Product: vesicular glutamate transporter 3
Biological process (GO): transmembrane transport
Molecular function (GO): transmembrane transporter activity
Source: RefSeq, a predicted model, not a curated record